GUCAGAGACACCGGGAGUCCACGCGAUUUCCGGGAGGCACUCCUGACCGUGGCUCGGGCAGAACUUGCCGAGGCCGUGGAAUCCCACUGUAUCGAAGCGCCUUCUAUGGUAAGGACUCGUGCCGCUGGUGCCUGCUCCCAGUCGUCCUCCUCCUCCUCCCUCGCCCGCUCGCGUCGGUCCUUUGGUCCCUCGCUCGGCCGUUUGGUCGGUCCCCGGGUCCGCCGCGCAGCGCUCCGCAGCGAUCCCUUGUCCGCAGGCGCGCGCUGCGCGCGCUGCCAGCGCCGAGGGCUGCCUGGGCGCCAGUGGGCGGCAUUCCCUGAGGGGGGAGCGUCGCUCGCGGUCUUCGUCCUCCUUCCUGGUCCGGGCGCGUCGGUCGUUCGGUCCCUCGCUCGGCCGUUUGGUCGCCCCUCGGGCCGCCGUCCGCCCUCUUCGGCUCCUCUCGUCGUCUCGGGGCCGCGUCGCUCGAAGCAUCCCGAGCGGUGCGCGGAGCGCAAGACGGUCCUCCUCGUUCCUGUCCUGUUUGGUUUGCCUUCGGGGGCUCUCCUCGUCGCCUCGGCCGGGCGCGGCUCGAAGCAGCGGGAGUCAGCACAACAUGUAAGUGCCAAUGUGCCUGUCACAGGCGACCGAGGCAGAGGUCUUCGAGACGUGGCUGGCGGCCGGAGAGCUUCAGCUCCCGAGAGCAGGGCAGCGCACUCUGGAGCCACGCCGGCCCAGGCCCCACCGGAGAGGCAGGAUGCCCGGGACGGCGCCUGCCCGGCGCCAUGCCCGCUAGGCCAGCCACCGCGAGGAGGAGGAGGAGGAGGUUGAGCACCCCGCCAUGGAGUUGCCGCAGGACGCCAGCAGGCUGUCCCGUGCCAGGGCGCUGGCGCAGGAGCAGCGCGAGCGCCUGGAGGACGCGAGCGGCAGGGCCGAGCGGCGGCCCGGCGAGGAGGCCCGGGCGACUGCUUCGCCGGGGAGGGACGCGCAGCGGGGCUCGGGCUCGCGCUCGCCGCAGCCUCCGCCCAGCAGGCAGCCCAGCAGGCAGCCCAGCAGGCAGCCCAGCAAGGCGCCGGCGGAGCCCGUCCCGCGGGGCCCGCAGGCGCUGCCGCAGGCGCUGCCGCUGCUGCAGACGCUGCAGUGCUGCAGCGAGGCCGGCGACGAGCCGGCGUUCGGCCUGGAGCCCGAGCGGCUGGCGCCGGAGGCCUCCCUGGUCGCCCUGUACUUCUCCGCGUCGUUUUCGCCGGCGUGCAGGACGCUGACCGGUUUGCUCGCCGAUGGGUACUCGCAGAUCCGCGAUCGCCACGGACAGCAGUCAUGGGAGGUAGUGUUGGUGCCGUGCGACAAAGAGGAGGACGCCUGGCGCACUUAUGCCAGGAGCAUGCCAUGGCUCACCGUCAGGUUCUGUGACCGAGACGCCGUCCUCCAGCUGAUGAGCAUGCUCAGCGUCAUGGAGCUGCCGAAGCUGUCAGUCAUUAGCAAAACUGGGGACGUCAUCAUGGAGAACGCGCGAGGAGGGCAGGGCUUCGGAUUCGGCUGCGACCCGCUCAGGGCGUUCCGGCAGCUGGAGGCGCUGAGGCUGGAGGCGGAGGAGCGGAAGACGAAGGCGCAGCAAGAGCCCGAGGAGAAGCCGCCGGCGGAGGAGAAGCCCCGGGGACGCCGCACAGUGUCGAAGGCUCAGGGCGGCGUGUUCGGGCCUUGAUGCAAGAA
Molecule: messenger RNA, 1686 nt
Organism: Prorocentrum cordatum
Lineage: Eukaryota; Dinophyceae; Prorocentrales; Prorocentraceae
Source: the annotation of a GenBank genome assembly